CCUUCCCUUCGCGCCACCUCGGACCAACCCGCCCGGCCGGCCCUGGCGCGUGGCCGGAGGGAAGCCCACGGCAGGCGCCCGGUGGGGGCGGAGGGGCCGCACCCGCGUGUGCGGAGCGAGGGAGAGCCGGAGGGAGGAGGGAAGGGCACAAAGGCCGGCGGCGGGUGCCGGGGUCCGGCCGAUGGCCGUGGAGGAGGGGCGCCUCCCGGUUGCUCAUGAAUAUUAACCGAGCCUGCGGCCUAGCGCGUCCCGGCGGGGCCCGGCGCCCGGCCCGCGUCCCCGCUCCUGUUCGCCGCCGAGCCCAGCGGGCGGGAAGGCUGAGCCCCUAGCUUUUUGUCUUUUCCCCACCGGCUUCCCCACACCUUUUUCAAAGUACAUAUUUGGGCCGCCCUUUGCCUCAGAUCGAGAUCACCGACCCGCCUCUGGAAGGGGCGGAGGAAAUCGUGGUAGGAGCGAUCUCGUUGGGAACUGACGCUCGUGCCUUCACGACCUGCUCAGAUUCCAGUUGGACUCGGGAGGAACGGGACUGUUUUCUGCAUUUGGCUUCACUAGCCGCCAAGAAGCCUGUCUUUGUUUUUGAAGUCUCUAGAAAUGGACGGAGACGGUGCAGUCAGUUGAAGUCCGAAGAAAUCAUCAGGACAUCCUUCAGGGGCUCCAUAAAAACAUUCCUUCCCUGGCACGUUGUUGCACCAGCCCUGUCCCUCCUCGGAGCCUAGUGUGGAAUUAUUCCUUCCCCCCGCUUUUUUUUUCUUUUUUUUUUUUUUGCUGUGUGGUGGCAUUCCUCCCCCAAUGUGGGCUCCAAAGGGUUGGUCCCUUCUUUGUGAUUUGAAAUGAAAUGAUGGCCACACGUCGGACUGGUCUGCCUGAGGGAGAUGGUGACACACUCAAGGCCCACGGGCCCCCCGCCUGUGAGGUAUCAAAAAGGAAGGAUGGAAAAGAACAAAGUGAAAAUGUAUCACCAUCUGAAGAUGAAACAUUCUCCUGGCCAGGUCCCAAAACAGUUAUGUUGAAAAGAACAUCUCAAGGUUUUGGUUUUACAUUAAGGCAUUUUAUUGUUUAUCCUCCAGAGUCUGCAAUUCAGUUUUCAUAUAAGGAUGAAGAAAAUGGCAACAGAGGAGGAAAACAGAGAAACCGCCUGGAACCCAUGGAUACCAUAUUUGUUAAACAGGUUAGAGAAGGAGGACCUGCUUUUGAAGCUGGAUUGUGCACAGGUGACCGAAUUAUAAAAGUCAAUGGAGAAAGUGUUAUUGGAAAGACGUAUUCCCAAGUAAUUGCUUUAAUUCAGAACAGUGAUACAACAUUGGAACUUAGUGUUAUGCCAAAAGAUGAAGACAUUCUCCAAGUGCUACAGUUUACAAAGGAUGUCACAGCUCUGGCAUAUUCUCAAGAUGCCUACCUGAAAGGCAAUGAAGCCUACAGUGGCAAUGCCCGCAAUAUCCCCGAACCACCACCAAUUUGCUAUCCCCGGCUGCCGUCUGCCCCGUCAGCCAUGGCACAGCCAGUUGAAGUGUCUCCUCCAGACUCAUCAUCCAGCAAACAGCAAACCAGUACUCCAGUACUUACCCAACCUAGCAGGGCUUAUAGAAUGGAAAUACAAGUGCCUCCAUCACCAACAGACGUUGCAAAGUCAAACACAGCAGUGUGUGUUUGCAAUGAGAGUGUGAGGACUGUCAUUGUACCUUCUGAGAAGGUUGUAGAUUUGUUAACUAACAGAAACAACCAUACAGUUCCUUCACACAGAACUGAAGAAGUAAGGCAUGGCAUCAAUGAGCAGCCCUCUUUAAAAACAGUGUCAAGAACCACAUCGCCAUUGUCAUCUAUACCUACUGCCCAUCUAAUUCAUCAGGCACCAGGAUCUAGAUCAUUGGAACCUUCUGGAAUUUUACUGAAAUCUAGCAAUUACAGUGGACAUUCAGAAGGAGUCUCAAGCAAUAGAUCUCAAGCUGUGGAUUCUCCUUCCGGAUCUGUUAAUCACUAUUCUCCAAAUUCCCAUCAGCACAUUGACUGGAAAAACUAUAAAACUUACAAGGAGUAUAUUGAUAACAGACGAUUGCACAUGGGUUGUCGGACAAUUCAAGAAAGAUUAGAUAGUUUAAGGGCAGCAUCUCAGAGUACAACAGAUUAUAACCAGGUGGUACCGAACCGCACAGCUUUGCAGGUACGACGCCGCAGCACCUCUCACGACCGAGUGCCCCAGUCUGCUCAGAUCCGACAACGCAGUGUGUCCCAGGAGAGGCUGGAGGACUCCGUGUUAACAAAAUAUUGUCCACGCAGUGCCUCACAAGGAGCACUGACAGCCCCACCCGUUAGUUUUAGCAAUCAUAGAACUCGUUCAUGGGAUUAUAUUGAAGGACAGGGUGAAACCUUAGAAAAUGUCGCUUCUGAAAGUCAAAUGCCAGAUUCAAAUGGAGAACGAAAACAGACUUAUAAGUGGAGUGGAUUUACUGAGCAGGAUGAUAGACGGGGUAUUUAUGAAAGAUCUAGGCAUCAAGAAAUCCAUAAAUCUUUUCGAGGCUCCAGUUUCACUGUGGCUCCGAGUGUUGUUAGUUCUGAUAAUAGGCGAAUGAGUAGCAAAGGAGUGGGAUCUGUGUCUCAAUUUAUAAAAAUUCCACCAGAUCUGAAAACACUGCAGCCAAACAGGAAUUUUCAAACUACUUGUGGAAUGUCACUCCCUCAAGGUAUUUCACAAGACAAGUCACCUCUUGUGAAAGUCAGAAGUAAUUCUCUGAAAGCACCUUCGAUGCAUGUCACAAAACCACCAUUUACCCAGAACUCAUUUGUUUCUAUCAAAGACCAAAGACCAGUAAAUCACUUGCAUCAAAACAGUCUGUUGACUCAGCAGACACGGUUAAAAACUGAAAGUGCCCUGGAUCACCAAGUGGAGACUGGGAAAAAACCCUGUUUGUCUGGAGCUUCUGUUAAGCCUGUCCCUCAGAUGAGUGAGAACUCAGGCACCGCAGAAGUAGAAUUAUCUGACACUCAAAGGAAUCAAGACUUAAAUUUACAAGAAGCUGAAAUUCACCAAUCAGAUACUUUAGAUAAUAAAGAAACUGUAACCCUAAGAGAAAAGCCUCCAUCUGGUCGCCAAACACCGCAGCCUUUAAGGCAUCAGUCUUACAUCUUGGCAGUAAAUGACCAGGAGACGGGGUCAGACACGACCUGCUGGCUGCCCAACGACGCGCGGCGAGAGGUCCACAUAAAAAGGAUUGAGGAAAGGAAGGCCUCAAGCACCAGUCCACCUGGUGACUCCCUGGCCUCCAUCCCAUUCAUAGAUGAACCAACUAGCCCUAGCAUUGAUCAUGAUCUUGCGCAUAUUCCCGCUUCUGCUGUCAUCUCAGCCUCUACCUCUCAAGCACCCUCUCUAGCAACAGUCCCUCCCAGCCUUACAACUUCAGCUCCUUUAAUUCGACGUCAGCUCUCCCAUGACCAGGAAUCUGUUGGACCUCCCAGCCUGGAUGCCCAGCCCAACUCAAAGACAGAAAGAUCAAAAUCAUAUGAUGAGGGUCUAGAUGAUUACAGAGAAGAUGCAAAAUUGUCUUUUAAGCACAUAUCAAGUCUAAAGGGAAUCAAGAUCACAGACAGCCAAAAGUCAUCAGAAGACUCUGGAUCCAGGAAAGAUUCUUCCUCAGAGGUUUUCAGUGAUGCUACGAAGGAGGGGUGGCUCCAUUACCGGCCACUGGUCACUGAUAAGGGCAAGCGAGUUGGUGGGAGCAUCCGGCCGUGGAAGCAGGUGUAUGUUGUACUUCGGGGCCAUUCGCUUUACGUGUACAAAGAUAAGCGAGAGCAGAUGACUACAUCUGAAGAAGAACAACCCAUCAGUGUUAACGCUUGCUUAAUAGACAUCUCCUACAGUGAGACCAAGAGGAAAAAUGUGUUCCGGCUCACCACACCAGACUGUGAAUGCCUCUUUCAGGCUGAAGACAGAGACGAUAUGUUAGCCUGGAUCAAGACCAUCCAGGAGAGCAGCAACCUAAAUGAAGAGGACACUGGUGUUACUAACAGGGAUCUAAUUAGUCGAAGAAUAAAAGAAUAUAACAGUCUGAUGAGCAGCAAAGCAGAACAGUUGCCAAAAACACCUCGCCAGAGCCUCAGCAUCAGGCAGACUUUGCUUGGUGCUAAAUCAGAGCCAAAGACUCAAAGUCCACAUUCUCCAAAAGAAGAGUCAGAGAGGAGGCUUCUCAGCAAAGAUGAUACCAGUCCCCCAAAAGACAAAGGCACAUGGAGAAAAGGUAUUCCAAGUAUUAUGAGAAAGACAUUUGAAAAAAAGCCUGCUGCUACUGGAACGUUCGGGGUCAGACUGGAUGAUUGCCCACCAGCUCAUACAAAUCGGUAUAUUCCAUUAAUAGUUGACAUAUGUUGCAAAUUAGUUGAAGAAAGAGGUCUUGAAUAUACAGGUAUUUAUAGAGUUCCUGGGAAUAAUGCAGCCAUCUCAAGUAUGCAAGAAGAGCUCAACAAAGGAAUGGCUGACAUCGAUACACAAGAUGAUAAAUGGCGAGAUUUGAAUGUGAUAAGCAGCUUACUAAAAUCCUUCUUCAGAAAACUCCCUGAACCUCUCUUCACAAAUGAUAAAUAUGCCGACUUUAUUGAAGCCAAUCGUAAAGAAGAUCCUCUAGAUCGUCUGAAAACAUUAAAAAGACUAAUACACGAUUUGCCUGAACAUCAUUAUGAAACACUUAAGUUUCUUUCGGCUCAUCUGAAGACAGUGGCAGAAAAUUCAGAAAAAAAUAAGAUGGAACCAAGAAAUCUAGCAAUAGUUUUUGGCCCAACUCUUGUGAGAACAUCUGAGGACAACAUGACGCACAUGGUCACUCACAUGCCGGACCAGUACAAGAUCGUGGAGACACUCAUCCAGCACCAUGACUGGUUUUUCACAGAAGAAGGUGCAGAAGAGCCUCUUACAACAGUGCAGGAGGAAAACACAGUGGACUCCCAGCCAGUGCCCAACAUAGAUCAUUUACUCACCAACAUUGGAAGGACAGGAGUGUCCCCUGGAGAUGUAUCAGAUUCAGCUACUAGUGACUCAACAAAAUCUAAGGGUUCUUGGGGAUCUGGAAAAGAUCAGUAUAGCAGGGAACUGCUUGUAUCUUCCAUCUUCGCAGCCGCUAGUCGCAAGAGGAAAAAGCCAAAAGAAAAAACACAACCUAGUAGCUCAGAAGAUGAACUGGACAAUGUGUUUUUUAAGAAAGAAAAUGCAGAACUGUGUCACAACAGUACUAAAGAAGAAUCCAAAAAAGAGAGUGAGACAUCAGGAAGAAAACAGAGGAUCAUCAUUUCCAAAGAAAAUAAUACUAAGAAAGACAGCAGUGCAACAAAAGAUGAGAAGACAUCACUGCAAAAAGAUAGUAUGGCUUCCGAAGAACCCUCACCCCCACACAAUUCAAAACACAACAGGUCACCCACUCUGAGCUGCCGCUUCACUGUACUGAAAGAGAGCCCCAGGUCCCUGGUGACACAGAAGUCCCCCCACUUUGAAGAGACAGGGUCAGACUCCGGCACUUUGCUUAGCACGUCUUCUCAGGCUUCUCUGGCAAGGUUUUCCACUAAGAAGUCCACCAGUCCAGAAACUAAACGUGCUGAGUUUUUGGCCAAUAUCAGCACCAUCACCUCAGAUUAUUCAACCACAUCCUCCACUACGUACUUGACCAGCCUUGACUCCAGCCGACUCAGCCCUGAGGUGCAGUCCGUGGCAGAAAGUAAGGGAGACGAGGCUGACGAUGAGAGAAGCGAACUGAUCAGUGAGGGGCGGCCUGUGGAGACAGACAGCGAGAACGAUUUCCCCAUUUUCCCCACCGCUUUGACUUCUGAGAGGCUUUUUCGAGGAAAACUGCAAGAAGUGCCUAAGACAAGCCGGAGAAAUUCAGAAGGAAGCGAAGUAAGUUGUACUGAGGGAAGUUUAACACCCAGUUUGGAUAGCCGAAGACAGCUCUUCAGUUCCCAUAAGCUGAUUGAAUGUGAUACGCUGUCCCGGAAAAAAUCUGCCAGGCUCAAGUCAGACAGUGGGAAUCUGGGAGAGGCCAAGAGUGAGAAAGAAACAACUUCAAUAACCAAAGUAUUUGAUGUUAUGAAGAAAGGGAAGUCAACAGGGAGUUUACUGGCCCCAACCAGGAGUGACUCAGAAAAACAGGAACCCACCUGGAAAAUGAAAAUAGCAGAUCGGUUAAAACUGAGACCCAGAGUCCCAGCAGAUGACAUGUUUGGAGUAGGAAAUCAAAAAACGAAUGCUGAGACUGCUAAAAGGAAAAACAUCAGACGUCGACAUACUCUCGGAGGGCACAGAGAUGCUUCUGAAAUCAGUGUUUUGAAUUUUUGGAAAGCGCAGGAGCAGAGUGGGGAGAGAGAGCCUGAACUCUCGGCUGUGACUCGGUUAAAGCCCAAAUGCUCGGCCCAGGACUUGUCCAUCUCGGACUGGCUUGCAAGGGAGCGCUUACGCACCAGUACAUCUGACCUUAGCAGAGGAGAAGCAGGGGACUCCCAACAGGAGAGUUCUGGCACAUUAGAAAUUUCCAUUACGGACACACCCAUGUCUUUUCAGUCUGAUGCAGACAGUUCUUCCAGUACCUUGGCUUCAACUAAUAGGCCCCUUCUUUCCAUACCACCACAGUCACCUGACCAAAUAAAUGGAGGAAGCUUCCAGAACAUGAGCCAAAAUGCUAGUUCUGCAGCUAAUGCCCAACCUCAUAAACUGUCUGAGUCCCCAGGAACUAAAGCACAGCUUCAUCCCUGUCUUUAAACUGGGGGUAUGUCCACUAUAGCAAAUAAAAGGCUACUGUUACACGUUCCAGUAACUCUGUAAAUAUUUUCUUGUACCAGAAUUGUUAUUAUGCAGCCCUCAUUUGGGCUGGUUUUGUCAUUUUGCACUGUGAAAUAGCUUUACAGUGCAUUACUACAGCCAGAAGAACAUAUAUAUAUAUUUAAAAAUAUAUUGGAUAGUUGUAUACAAAUGAGUAAGGUAUUUGUUGCAACUUACUACAUAGUGUAUACCCAAGAUUACUGAAGAAAAUAGCUGGCAUUAGUGUGCAGCAAAUUUGUUCUUUUGGUUUCAUCACUAACAGAAGUGCCUCAUCAUAAAAAUCCAUUUGGUUUUUAGGGUGCCAUAUUGUUAAAAUUAGAUAACUUACAUUGAAUAAAUGAAUGCGUUUUAUGGGUAACAAAUUGCAUUACAUUUACCAGUUUUAACACAGGUGGACACAGAACCUCUAUUCUUUAGUCAUUCCAGGUGGAUCUCUGAGUUUUAUAUUCAAACUUUUAAUACAGUUUUUGAGUUUUGUGUGACUUGAAUUUUUAAUCUUUCUGUACAAUACGUAACUUAAAUGAACAUAUUAUAUGUGUAUCUUUUCUUCAGAUACCAGAUUUGAUAUAAAUGUUGUAACAUAGGUGUGUAGAUAGUGACCUGGAUAGAACUGGCUUCUUUAUUGAGAAGAAUAUAAUUCUGCAUGAAGACUUAAUGAAUCCAAACCCAUGUCAUGCCUGUGUGCAUACCCAAUUAAACACUGGAAAUAAAAAAUUGUUUUAGUGAA
Molecule: messenger RNA, 7517 nt
Organism: Phyllostomus hastatus (greater spear-nosed bat)
Lineage: Eukaryota; Metazoa; Chordata; Mammalia; Chiroptera; Phyllostomidae
Gene: ARHGAP21
Product: Rho GTPase activating protein 21
Exons: 26
Coding region: 836-6730 (1964 amino acids)
Biological process (GO): signal transduction; Golgi localization
Molecular function (GO): protein binding
Source: RefSeq, a predicted model, not a curated record